Molecule: messenger RNA, 2777 nt
Organism: Thunnus maccoyii (southern bluefin tuna)
Lineage: Eukaryota; Metazoa; Chordata; Actinopteri; Scombriformes; Scombridae
Product: angiopoietin-related protein 7-like
Exons: 7
Coding region: 413-1990 (525 amino acids)
Source: RefSeq, a predicted model, not a curated record
ACCAAACUGCAGAGAGACAAAGUCUGCAGCAAACUGAGUUCGACAAAUGUGUCAAACCAUAAACGCCAGAUCUGUAUCCUUAAACAUGAAAUCAACAGAUCAGUGUUUAUUCACAUUUUUAUUCACUCUAUCACUUAAAUUUGCUGUGUUAUGUCAGAUUCUGUAACUUGUUGUCACAUUACUUUGAUCUCAUUAUAUUACCUUCCAGGCCAAUGGCUGCCAAUCCCUUUAGAGGAUUAUCAGGAUAAGAUGUCAUACCCAGUGCUGAACACACACAUACACACACACAUACAGAGUCUCCUGGCUGUCCUGAUGCUUUUCCAUUGACGUGAAUUCAGAGCUGAGACGCACAGGUCAACAGGAAGUUGCUAUGGAUAAAAGUCAACAAUAACCAAGGAGGGCGAAUUACUGAAUGUUCACGAUGGAGGUGCAAUCCAUUUUACUGAUUUUAGUCUUGCUUAGUGGCUGGUGUAUCCGACCUGUCACUGGUGACUUUGUGUCCUCUGAUGAACACCCAGAUGUUGGACAUGAUGAGGAUGUACAUCCCAACACAUUCACUGAAACAAAUGCUGAUGUACUAGACAUGAACACUGAAACAAAACAUAUACCUGAAGAAAACGAGGAAACAAACUGGGACGAACCGGACAUAAACAAGGACAACUAUGAGGACGCUGACUGGCAUCCUCCUAACUCCUUUCUUGAAACACACUCCGACCUCCAACCUGACGUCCCACCAGUAAUACGCAGCAGCAUCAGUGCUACUGAUGUUGGCACUGACCAAUCCCCCAACCAGACUACUGGGAGUUCAGCUAAACAGUGUGGCGAGUACAGCAGCCAGCUGACUUCUAAUGGCCAGUGCCGGCUGGUGGCAACACUGCCUCCAGUGGGAAAGAAGCAAAAACGUUGCCCAGAUAUGUUUCGCUGUACAGAUGAUGUUUCCUACUGGCUCUAUGAGAACCGGAACAGAAAGGAGCAGCUGGAGGAGCUGAGGGAGACAACAUCGGAACAGCAAGAGGAGCUGAGGAACCACUGGCAUCGAGUCAAGGCCCUGGAGAUGCAGAGUGAAGAAAGUGUUAGUUUGAACUCAACCUUUGAGCAGCGGUUGCGUUCUCUGGAGUUGCGAUACGCCGAGGCCGACACCCUGCUCCACAUGCAUUCGGCGCUGCUGCACAAGAUGCAAGCACAGCUCGACAACCUGUCAGCCACAGUGGAGAGCAUGAGCCGAAACACGGGCUGCAUGAUCAAAGUCAUCCGAACUACACCGCCGCUCAGCAUGCGAGACACACUGGCAUCAGACGGACAGUACCUGUCUUUCUGUCCAUCAGACUGUGCAUCUCUGUAUCACAAUGGUGUUCGCCGUUCUGGUGUUUACACCAUAAUCCUGUCGCCAGGCGCCACCCUGCCCGUCUACUGUGACAUGGAGACCGAGGGUGGCGGCUGGACGGUGUUCCAGCGGCGGCGCGAUGGCUCGGUGAGUUUUAACCGGGGCUGGUCGGAGUACCGCGAGGGUUUCGGCGAGCCGCGAGGAGAACACUGGCUGGGCAACCAACAGCUCCAUCUGCUGUCCAACCAGGGCCACUACAGCCUCCGCAUAGACCUGCAAGACUGGAGCCAUAUCCACAGACACGCCCUGUACCACAGCUUCAGGAUAGAGAAUGAGGAGAACCAGUACCGCCUCCAUGUGUCUGGUUUCAGUGGGACGGUGGAGGAUUCAUUCGGUUGGUAUCAUGACCAGCAGGGCUUCAGCACGCCGGACACUGGAAACAUCUGCGCUGAGAUCAGCCACGCCGGCUGGUGGUUUCACCAGUGUUUCUAUGCCAACCUCAACGGUAUCUAUUACAAGGGAGGGCGCUACUCUCUGAGGACUCAGAACCUACUUGGACCGGACGGCAUCGUCUGGUUCUCCUGGAAGGAUUCAGACUUCUACUCUCUGAAGGCGGUCAAAAUGAUGAUACGACCACGCAACUUCAGGCCACGCCUGUCGCCAUAGUGAUGGAGUGCUUGUCAUAAAGCUAUGUUCAUAACACACCAUCAUUUGUGUUAGACCUUGGAAAGUUUGACAUAUGGGAGGCACCACAGGACAGAUGAAGCAGAAACAAACCACGUUUCACGUCUGUAUUAACAACAAUCAACACAAGAUGGCCACUUCUAAUUUCAGGAACUGCUCAUUCUGUUUAACAGCUAUUCAGUAUCGUCUGUGAAGCAUUUGGAAAGCUAAUGCCAAAUUUUAGUGGUUUCACAGCGCAGAAGCUUGUUGAGAGAGAAAGCCAGUGGACCCAGAAAAGAUCCCUGUGGCACACCAGAACACACACUACAGUAUUCUGGGUAUAUAUUGAUGUGAUGGAGAUCAUUAGUGUAUAAUAUGUACAAAAAACCUGAUUAUCAAAGCAUACGCAGAUUUUACAGCCAGUAUUUAGUUGUUUUUCAUUCUGCUUAUAUCUUCCAGUUCAAGCUUAGCUACUCAAACGUGUCUAUAUUUUGUAUUUGAGAAGUGUAAAAACUUGGUUAGAGCACAUUUUUGAAUACAAAUGUUUUACACAAUCUGAAUCAUGUGACACAAUCGCGUUAAUUACUUUCUAACUUACAAUGAACUUCCGUGUAGUUACAUGAUUGGGCAGGUAAUAAAAUGAUGUCCUAAUGUUUGUUAAUUUGUUUGUGUUAAUUAUGCUUGAAAGACGUUUACCAGUCAUGGUCAACUUUUCAUUUACCUUUAUCCAUUUAACUUUUUUUUUUUUACAGAAUGUAAUGAGGACUUUCUUUUGAAUGAUCAACCUGUA